AUGGCAACUGAGGAGCUGCAGUCCGGAGCUUCCUGGAUCCCGACGUCGGAGACCUCCGCAGACCUGGGCCAGGAUCCCACGCCUGUGGCAGCGGAGCUGACUCCCGGCGGCGGCGGCGGGAAACUCCGUCUUGGUUGGCGGAGACCUCAUGGUGCGGGCGCUGGGCUGCAGAACGUGGGAAACAGCUGCUACGUGAACGCAGCGCUCCAGUGCCUGACCUACACGCCGCCUCUGGCCCACUGCAUGCUGUCGGGAGAGCACUCCCGGAGCUGUGUGCGCCAGGGGGGCUGCAUCAUGUGUGCCAUGGAAGCUCACGUGGCCUGCAGUCUCUGCCUCCCCGGGGAAGCGAUCCGGCCCUCACGCAGCCUGACUGCGGCCUUCCACAGGUCCAGGCAGGAAGAUGCCCACGAGUUUCUGAUGUUCACUCUGAAUGCCAUGCACGAGUCCUGCCUGAGGGGAAGGGAGGACUCGGGACCUGGGUCCGAGGACAGCACCCCCAUCCGUGAGAUAUUCGGGGGCCACUGGAGAUCCCGGAUCCGGUGUCUCCACUGCCGAGGGACUUCCGACACCUUCGAUCCCUACCUGGACAUCGCUCUGGAGAUCCAGGCGGCUCGGAGUGUGAACCAAGCCUUGGAGGGUUUGGUGAAGCCAGAGGAGCUGCGCGGGGAGACCGCCUAUCACUGCGGCUCCUGUCAGAAGAACGUGCCGGCUUCCAGGACGCUGACCUUCCACACCGCCUCCAAGGUGCUGAUGCUGGUGUUGAAGCGCUUCUCGGGCGUCGGCGGGGACAAGGAUGACAGGGAGGUGCAGUACCCCGAGGAGCUGGACCUGCGGCCGUACGUGUCUGGCACCCACAGAGGCCCUCUGGUCUACAUCCUCUAUGCCGUGCUGGUCCAUUCCGGUCGGAGCUGCCACGGUGGACACUAUUUCUGCUACACCAAGGCCGGGAGCGGCCAGUGGUACAAGAUGGACGACGCCACCGUCACCCGCUGCGACCCCGCUUCGGUCCUGGACCCGCGAGCCUACGUGCUGUUUUACGUGCAGCAGAGUCGUCUCCGAGCGGACGGCGUCCCCGGGCCGGUAGGCGUGAGCUCCGGGGCCGAGCCUGAGCGCGAGGCCGGGCCCGGGGACCUGGGUCGGGAGCUCGGAGCCGAGCCCUGCCCGGGAGCCGAAGGACCGCGGGGACCCUGGGAAGAGGAGGCAGAGGAGGAGGAGGCGCUGUCCUUGGACCGGUGGAAAGCGCUCCGGGAGCAGAACCGCCCAAAGUGCGCGCUGCAGCCGCGGAAGGUCGACCACCAUCUGCCGGCCCACGUCGUCGUGCUCCACGGCUCAAGGAGCGGAGGAGAAGGUCUGGGGCGAAGCCACCCCGACAAGGAGAAUGACCUCUGGACCGGUUCUGCCGCCCUAGGGCCCGGUCCGGCGUCUGCGAGCUCGGGGCGGCUCCCGGGUCAGGGAGGAAGAAGCAGAGCGAAGAAGAAGAAGAAGAACAAGGCGGGCAGGAGGCAGGUGGUCGUCUGCUAG
Nannospalax galili (Upper Galilee mountains blind mole rat) is the source of this 1521-nucleotide messenger RNA. Its product is annotated as ubiquitin carboxyl-terminal hydrolase 17-like protein 6. The record is from RefSeq and is a predicted model, not a curated record. The coding region runs from base 1 to 1521 and encodes 506 amino acids. Gene Ontology annotation, molecular function: cysteine-type endopeptidase activity; cysteine-type deubiquitinase activity. Gene Ontology annotation, biological process: protein deubiquitination; regulation of apoptotic process. Lineage: Eukaryota; Metazoa; Chordata; Mammalia; Rodentia; Spalacidae. The transcript is spliced from 2 exons. Gene Ontology annotation, cellular component: nucleus; cytosol.